This is a messenger RNA of Ostrea edulis (European flat oyster), 5990 nucleotides long. RefSeq lists its product as uncharacterized. Lineage: Eukaryota; Metazoa; Mollusca; Bivalvia; Ostreida; Ostreidae. The transcript has 2 exons. The record is from RefSeq and is a predicted model, not a curated record. The coding region runs from base 3690 to 5186 and encodes 498 amino acids.
GUUAAUAGAAAAACCUUGUACAGGCAGAAUACAGACUGAAUUAUUAGGGCUAGGAUUGUCAAACUUUGUACACAUAUUCCUCGUGCCAAGUGGAGUACCCUUUUCUUCAAGGUUACAGUAUCGGUUAAUGGGAAAUCUUUUCAAGUAGAAUACAGACCGAUCUAUUAGGACUAGGACCGUCAAACUUUGUACACAUACUCCUCAUGUCGCGUGGAGGGGGUCUUGUGUUCCUUAGCGAUCAAAGUUGUAGUAUCACUUAGUAGGAAAUCUUGUAGGCAGGAUACAGACAGAACCGUCUGGGAUAGGCCCGUCAAACUUGGUACACAUACAACUAAUGUGAAGUGGAGGAUGUUUAUUGUUUGUCAAGGUUGUAGUAUCACCUAGCAGAAAAACCUAGUUUUCGUUAAAGUUGCAAAUAUUGCCCUGAAUUCCUCUCGGAGGAAUGUAAGUUCAGUUUUCAUUUCAGAUGGAUUUGUGCACCACGACCUACUUUAGGGGUAAAAGAAGGUCAACGGUUUUCCUUUUCCCCCCUUAUUAAUACCAGUAUUACCAUGAAAUUUUGCCACAAACUCCCUCUUAGAGGAAUACAAUGUCGGUUUACAUUUCAACUUCAUUAGUGCACCAUGACCUACUUUAGGGUUAAAAGUAAGUCAAACAGUUUCCUGAACUUUUCCUCAUCGAUACAAAUAUUGCUGGGCUGCGUUCAAGGUCGCAGCGGCGACUUAGGGGCUAGAUGUGGUGUCUGAUUUGUGGCAUUUUACACUUUAUCGUCUUUUUUUUAUUUUGAGGCGAAAAGACAGCUAUUUAAACGGUAUUUUGCGACUUUUUAUCCUGAAAUAACGAAAAGACGACAAAAUAUUAGCUACUUUUCGCCUCAAAAUAACGAUCGGACGACAAAUUGUAAAAUGACACAAAUCAGUCACCAUACCUAGCCGCUACGAUCUUGAAGCAGGCGGCGGACAGAGGGAUACCCCUCUUUCUUCCCCCUUCCAUUGAAUAGUGAUAAAUUCAAUAUUGCAUUUCAUUUGGGUACUGAAGCGUGUUGCAUGCCAGUAUACUACCUAUAUGCACUGCAACAGUUAUACCACACAUAAAUAUAACAGGCUUACGCAUUAUUGAAAAUGUAUUCCAUAGGCGGAUCCAAGAAUUUUUGAAAGGGGGGGGGGGUCUACCACUUGAUCUUAUAGGUUCUUUUCACAACCUCUACUCCUACCCCAUUCGCACCCUUUGCUGGUGUACAUAAUAUCUUAAGGAGAUCUUGAGACAGUUUUUUUUUAUUACAUGAAAAUGAUUAGUUUAUUUACCACUUGUUUCCUAAGUUCUGAUCAUUUUUAUCGCCACACCGUGUCUCGAUCAGAUCUGAUUUCGCAAUGAAAAUAGUAAAAGCUGAUCUACAGGAUACUCCCCACAGGUCGGGGGUCUGGGGUACUCCCCACAGGCAGUGGGUCUGGGGUAAAUGGUGCAAAAUCAUGCAUUCGGAGCAUUUCCUGGCACUUCUUUUUCACUCUUUGAUUAUCUACUUCUUUAAUGAUAUACUUGUGUUGAUAAAGAAUGAAUUUGAGGUGAAUACAAAAAGUUUGAAAUACGAAUCAAUACGUGUGACAAAUCACAGAUUUAAAUUAUCAUCUUUGUGUCUGGUCAGUUGCAUUUUCCCCUUCCUGUUACAUAUGGUACGUGCCGUAGACCAGUCCCUGGAACUGACAGGUGAAAAUUCCUGCCAGGGGAUAAAGAUCCUGGGUUGAUGUCUUCAAGGUGUGAAGUCAUAUGAGAAAGGAGGAAUGUGAUGGUCAGCCGGAUUCAAUAGCCGUUGGUCUGAUAGCUCAGUUAGUAAAGAUCUGCAUAAUUAAGGAGAGAGGAAUGUAGCAAUCAGCCGGUUUUGAUCGCCGUUGGCUAGAUACAUGGAGCUUAAUUGGUAGAGCAUCUGGCUAGAGAUUCAUGGGGUCUGGGUUGGAAUUCCAUUCUGGUCCGUUGCAUAUUGUCCAUUCUAGUAACAUUUGGUGCUUAGAACUGACAGAUAAAAAUGCCUGGCUUGAUGUCUUCAAGUGUGAAAACAUUCACGGAAUGAGAAAUGUAGUGGUUAGCCGGGUUCGAUCGCCGGUGACCAGAUACCUCAGUUGGUAGAGCCAUGGUCCUUGAAGUUUUUCUUUUUAAUUGUAAAUAAGUAAAGUCAUCUGUUCCUACAAGACUUGGCUCAGCUAAGAAAUUCAAAAUACAAUAUCUUUCAGAUACCAAAAGACUUUGGAACUACCAAGACCAAGAACUACUAGGUAUGGUAAACAGUCAUCCAGCUAAGCAGCCGCCACACUGUGAAACUCCUUACCUAACCAUGUAAGGGAAUUAUCCAACACCAAUCAAUUUAGAACAUUCAUAGACACUAGGAGGGGGGAGGUGCAGGUGCAGUUCCUGUCAAGGACACGUGUGGUUCCAGUGCAUGGCUGAAUGAAUAUAUAUAUAUCAUUUUUUUUUAAAUUUGCUGUUUUUAGUUUGCUGCUUCGUUUUAUGCAAAUUUUGCAGCCUUUCAUCUGUAAUGCUACCAAAUUUUGUUUGAAAGCUUUAUUUUAUUUUUAUUUUCUCUUCUUGUGGUUUUUUUUUUUCUUAGCCUUUUUUUUUUUUUUUGUGUUUGUUUGUUUUGUUGUUUUUUUUUGUUUUUGUUUGUUUGUUUGUUUGUUUUGUUGUUGUUGUUUUUGUUUACUUUGUAACUGAAUUAUUGCAAAUUGCUAUUCAUUUUUUCCCUUAUUUUUAGUUAUAACAGUAACCGGUAUAUGUUGCUAUGUGUCAGAUUAUUUAUCAUAUCCCGCUUUGUGGAUCUACUCCACGGACGACUGGGACCUGUUCUAGAAUAGCUAGUCAAUCCUGUGACGUAAAUACAGCUAACUAGUUUUCUGUUACAGUGUAUAUCCAGAUAUCUUGUGUAAAUCGUUCUUUUUUUCUUUUUUUUUUUUUUUUUUUUUUUUUGUCCAGAGGAACAAAAUCCCGAGCCUUAAAAUUGUUCGUGUCACGGCAAUAUUAGAGUACUCUGAAUCUAGUGAAGCCUAUUUGAUAAUUUCCAAUUUUCUAUAAAUAUAACAGGGCCGGGUCCAGGAAUUACGGUUACGGGGGGCGCCACUUCAUGAGGCAGGGGGUCUGGGGGCCGCAUUGGGUCCUGGAGGACGAGAUCCUGGUGCAUGAGGUCCAGGGGGCAAGCCCCUGGAUUUUAUAGGGCUUGAAACAUGUCUCCUAUUCAAUCAUUUGUACUAUUUUCUAUAUUUUUUAUAAGGUGAAAUUAAUAAAAUGACGCAAAUUUUAAGGGUUUUCGGAAAAAAUGAAGUUUUCCCAAUAAAGUAAUUCAAGAAAUCAAGAGAUUUUGUCAUUUAUUUCUCCGGGAGUAGAAGAAAUUAUUGCUUCUUUUAUUGUUUAGUACAUUUUUCUGAACAAGAUACCACGAUUUACCUUAAAUUUGGAAAUUUUAGGGGGCGGCUGGGUCCCCCUUAAAUCCGCCACUGUAUAAUGUAACUGAUAUGUAAUAACGUUAUUCAAAAGGAAAAUAGAGCGCCAGCUAGCCGGGUAUUUCCGAUUGUCUAUAAAUAACAUUUUUAGACUUACGAUAACAUGGUAGACUACUUGUUUUAGUCAUGAACGUUUUAUAAUACAGUGUGAUGGAUAGUAAUUAACAACCACUCUGCCAAUUAACGUUAAAGAAUCGUUACAAGAUGGAUCACAUUCCCCGUGUAUCAGAAGUCCUGUAUGUGGGUGUGUGUCGUGAGAUAGGGACACCGACAGAAGUGACCUUCAGAAGGGAUAUAUGGGACACGGGGGAGAUGAUACGGAAACCUUCAGACUUGUAUAGAGGAGUGAGACAGAUGCUGAGUGGUAGUUCUAGGGAGGGAUUUAGGUUUAAAUCAUCUGACUGGGAUUACAUGCAGUGGUUCCCUGAUCAUAAGGUGAUAUGUGAGAUGUCUCAGUCCACGUUUUAUCAUCCACCCAGACAUACACUUAUCUAUAUGGAGACCUCUGAUACUCCCCCGGGAUUCGCCAGAUUACAACUACUCACGCCGUCAAAUCAAGAAAUUGUCAUGUCCUCACUAAAAGAGAGAAACAAUACUGAAUACAUUUCAAGUUUAUUACUCCGGAUGAGAUAUCAUCAAUCACUUAAUGGAAAUGAUCCAGUCCAUGAAGGUGAGAACAUGCACGGUCCAUGUCACAACUACAAGUAUAAAUCUUUUGAAGUUGAUAUCGCGCUGUGUUUCCAUUCCCGUCACUGUCCCUUACCAGCCCUUCCCUGGGUUGAGAGAUGUUUGACUCGCGUAUGGCCAUCGCGUAGUGUACUACAAACAAUUGUUAAUGAAGGAUUUCAUCUCGUUCCUAUCGCAAACAGAGAGACAAAUGAAAACUCAGACUUGGAGUGGAGAAUUUCUUUUUCACAAGCGGAGCAAAAACUUGUGUACUCUAUGAACCAUUGCCAAUUUCUCUGUUACGGGAUCAUGAAAAUAAUUCUGAAGGAAAUUAUUUCUGACGAAUUACUGUGUUCAUAUUUCAUGAAAACUAUAUUAUUUUGGAGAAUUCAAGAGAGCUCUUCAACUCCAUGGAUACCAUCAACAUUGCUUCAUCAUGUGUGGUUUUGUUUCAAAUCCUUGAUGCAGUGUGUAUAUACCGGUUACCUUCCAAAUUUCUUUAUCCCGGAAAACAACAUGUUUGCAGGAAAAGUUGUCGGGGCGCAACAGAUGUCCCUGUAUCAAAAGUUAGAAACAUUUUACAAUAUUGGCGUUGCCUUCCUGUUACAUAGUCCCACUCUCAGAGAGAUUCUGAUCCCGGCCCUCUCCAAUCCAUACUUAGUAAUGCCGACAGGGGAAAGUUACCUCAAGUCAGAAAUAGAUAUUGAUAUUGCUUUUUGUUGUGAAAGCUACCGUGUUACAGGUGACCCAGUUAAAUCAGAUUUCCUUGCAAACAUGAUGCAUUUAAAUGUAAUAGAUCAGUUAUUCUCAACCCGUCAUGAUGUUAUAUUCCAUGUGAUUUUGAUAAAUGUGCUUGCAUCAACUUCUAUGUCAUUAAAAGCACAAUAUUCGUGUGUGUCUAAGAAAAGGAGAUCCACCAUUGAUAGGUCGAUAAUUCACAUGUUGGGUCUAGUUUUAAAGUUAGGCUGUGUAUCUGAUGGUUUAUAUUUAAGAAAUAAGCGUUAUACUUGUACGAUACCGGUAGAUAUCAAAUAGCGCUAACUGUCACAGAUAGAGUGAAGCAGAGACUCUCGCAGCCCCAUGUCAUGUAUAAUUAUAAAGUAGACAGACAGAGUUACAGCGAGGCGGUAGGUGGUCAGUCUAUGUUAACUAAGUAUAGGAAGGCGUGGGCAAGAAAUAUUGUGUUCUAUUGUGUCUUUACCUAUAUUGAAGAAUUAAGGUUAGAACAAGAAAUUAGUAAAAUGAACGGAAUGGUAAUUUUAUUGUUAUCUCCCUUUGUGACCGUGCACAUGUUAUCUGUCCUAUGUCACUACAGACUAGGUAACAGGUCACAAUAUCUACAGGCACUGACAGACCUACACACCCUACUGCUCUAUGAUGAUGGCAGAUAUGUACCUUUAUACAUGAGAGACCUGUCCUGGCAGGUACUGGGGAUCUGUCAACAUGUUGUGGGGGACUUACACGGGGCGUUACAGUCUUAUCAAGAGUCACUCGGACAGGAACCAUAUCAUAAAAUACAGAUAGCCACGGUAAAUAGAAUUGAUUUAGUCAAUUCACAACUAGAGGGCAGUACUCGAAGGGUGAUGUAGAACAUUUGUUUAUGGGAAUUAAAACCAACACAGGUUUCAACACAGAUUGUCCUUUGUAUCCCUUACAUGUAGAUAUUAUCAAAAACUGGGCGCCACCAGCUAUAACUGAAAAACAUCAAUCAACAACGCGCCCAUAUAAAGACGUAGACGCUAUUUCAUAUAACAAUUAAAAGAUUUUCAAUGUACAAUUGUGUUAGAUUUCUGAUAGCAUAUGCAUUGAAAAAUAACAAUAAAGAAAAUCUAUACACUC